AUGUGCGCUGGGUUUGUGCCCCUCAGAGGUCCCGUUGUGAGUCUCCGGCUGGUUUUUGUGUGUCUCUGUGCACCAGAGGUGACGGUGAGGAACACCGAGCUGAGGCCGUGCGAGGAGGACGCGCGCGUGUGCGUGAGCGACCCCGCAGACUGCGCACCCCGGCCCCCGCCCGUGCGCAACAAGUCUUUGGGGGUUCUGGACUUGUCCUGUUUCUACCAGAGCUCUGAUGCCUCGGUGACCUGCAGCUGGACCCAGGAACUGACCCCCCAGGCCGGGCUGCAGGCCUCCCUGAUCUUCACCCAAGCCCCCACCCCCCCCCCUCCCGGGCCCAUCCGCCCCCGACCCACUUGCCCUGCCCACGCGGCGCGCGACUGCCCCCCCCCCCCCUGUCCCCCCCGCAGCAGGGAGGCGGUCCGGUCCUGCUCGGCCCUCUUCAGCCCGGCCGCCGUGCUGACCGUUACGGCCCGGGUCCGGAGCUACGCCGCGGGGGGGGAAAUCUGGUCCCACCCCCACCCCCUCCCCCUGUACCGGGCAGUCCGCCCCCCCCGGCCUGUGUUGACCGUCCUGGGCUCCAGCAGCGACUGGCUGACCGUUCCGGAUCCCGUCCCCGCGCACGCGCACCGGAGCCUCACGCACCGGCUGACCGGGCUGCGGCCCCGCGCGGCCUACCGGGCCGCGGUGGCCUGCAGGGGCCGCGGCGGGCCCUGGAGCCCCUGGAGCGCAGCGGUCAGCGGCCGGACGCUGGACGCAGCCCCCCCCAGACCGUCAGAGCUGUGCUACCGGCUGGAGGAGACGGACUCCGGGUCAGUUCUGCUGCAUCUGUCCUGGAAGCCUGAGGCCGGCGUCCUGGGCUACGAGCUCCUCCUGGACCCCGGCGGGUCGCCCCGGAACGUGACCGGGGGGGCGGCGGUCCUGGAGGCGGGGGGGGGGGGACUGCAGCGUGGCCGUCCGAGGGUUCAACACGGCCGGAUUCGGGCCGGCGGCCGGCCUGAGCGUCCACACACACACACACACCGACACCUGUGGGUGUCCAGCUCCUACCCGGCUGAGAGGACCCUGCGGGUGCAGUGGGCGCCGCCCUCCCCCCCCCCCCGCCCUCCGUCGGCCAUGUUGUUGUGCAGUGGCGCCCGGCGGGGACGCCGUCGGCCGGCCGGCGGGCCAGAGCCUCCGCCUCAUGUGGAGCCAGGUGAGAUCUACCUGGUCAGCGUGUUCCCUGUCCAGCAGCAGCUCUGUGGACCGGCUCAGUCUCUGGAGGCCAGUCUGAGGCAGGGAGCUCUGGUGGAGCCGGUCGGCCUGAAGGUGGUCAGCGUAACCAAGACAACCGUCAGCGUCAUGUGGGCGUGGCAGAGGAAGUCUGGACCAAUCAGGCGGCGGCACACCUUCUCCCACCUGACCUCAAACUCUGAGUAUUCUCUUCUUCUUCUGGCGGACAACGUCUCCCGGAGCCUGACCACUGUGACCACCGAGUUCAGUGGGUUCUGCUCGCUGUGA
This is a messenger RNA of Menidia menidia (Atlantic silverside), 1491 nucleotides long. Lineage: Eukaryota; Metazoa; Chordata; Actinopteri; Atheriniformes; Atherinopsidae. The record is from the annotation of a GenBank genome assembly.